AUGCCCACUGUGACUCAGCAAAUGGAUUCGACGAAACAACGAGACAACGGUCAAAGAACUGGCGCAAAAACUGCUUCAGGACCGAGGUCAGCACGUGGGCCGAUGGACGGUACAGCGCCAGCUCAAACAAAUGGCUACAAGGGUACUUUGCCAUACGCUACGCCAAUGCUGACACAAAAGCAGAAAGAUGCGCGUGUCCAGUGGGCAAUUCAACACAAGGACGACGAUUGGAGCCGAACAAUAUUUACCGACGAAAUCUGUUAA
Molecule: messenger RNA, 264 nt
Organism: Didymodactylos carnosus
Lineage: Eukaryota; Metazoa; Rotifera; Eurotatoria; Philodinida; Philodinidae
Source: the annotation of a GenBank genome assembly